AUGUCCGUCAAGGACAUAACCGCCGCCUUCACAAAGGCCAGUUCUGUCCUGAAUACCGGCCAGCUCGUCAAGGAUGAGUUCUUCACGCUGUUCGAGGCGGUAGGAGCGUUGGAAAUCAUGGACGAGAAAAUGGACAGCGGAUACCUAGCGCCCGGCGAAACACUGGAUGAUGACUACGAUAUCUCUCGGCGAAUGUCGCCAGCGGAAGUGGUGGGGAUUAUGGAUCAGUUGUUGAGCCAUGAGGUUGCCUGGCAUUCGGGUCAUCCCCUUUCUCAGACGCUGUUUACUUCUAUAUACCUCGAUCGAAUGUUGUGGCCGGUGCCAAAGUCAUUGAAGGAGGCGAAGUUUAACCGGUCGGGUAUGACUGAGCAUAAGAAAGAAGAUGAAAAAGAAGGGGACGAGGAGGACGGUUCGAAAGGGCAAUGCAAUGAGCUCGUUGAUCUCGUGCUGAGGGCGUAUUGCCUGGCCCUCAUCAAGGCGUGUGACCGCAUAAACUCCAAAGUUUGCUCGGAAUAUUUUCAUGAGGAAGAAGAUUUCGUCACGCAGCUCUACAGUCGCAAUUUACUCGCCGAUGUGGGAUCGGAUCCUAUCCAACUUAUUCUCGACGAUGCUCUGUCAUGGCUGGACAGGCAAAAGCAGGAGCAAAGUGGUGCCGUCGACGAGCCUAUCCGGGAAGCCCUCGUUCACCGUCUGCUAUUCCGCCGGGAGUUACUCUCUGGCCUGGAUGUGGACACCAUGCCUGCCAAGCAACGAUCCAUUCAGCCGUUCCUCGCCGCUCUUCGUCACCUUGGACGAAUUGAGAAGUCAAUGCACCUGGGCAAAUCAGUGCCGGAGGCGUUUAGUUGGAAGAUCCAGCGCCGGUUAGCGAGCACCGUUCCACCCAGGCCGAUGGUCCAUGUGAGUGCCGCUGAUGCUAUUGCGCAUAUGACGCGGUUUUGUCAAGAUGCGGUGGAUGUGCAGCAGAUUCUGGAGUAUCGGGGACCGUAUAAUUUACAGACAUUUGUUUGGGCGUUUCAAUCACGCAAACCGCAGCCAUGUGCCUACAUUCGAUCUCUUGUCCAAUCGCUCAUCGUAAAUGAUGUGGAAAUCCUCGGCUCUGUGGAUGUGAAAGAUUUCUUCUUUGAUAGCCUUGCCGAACUUGUUUUGCCGCAUAACCAGUUGUUGGACCGCAAGAAUGAGGAAGUGGAAGCCCCGUCAGAUUCACGGUUUCAGAUCGCGAAGCACAUGGAUAAUUUUGUUAAAAAGGCUGCGCAGCCGUUUGUCGAUACCUAUCGCACCACGUGCUUGAACCGAUGUCGAGUUCGCCGCACGCUCUGCCAUGCCAUUGUCGAUUGGGAUGCGCUGCAAGCAGAGGCCGAAGAUUUUGAUGUCCAUCUCUGCACUUUAACCUUAGAGCCGCCCAUCGUCCUCCACGGCAAUGAACCCACUUAUUCAUACCCACUUAGCAGUUGGGCAUAUCAUGAGAAGCUCCGCCAGAUGCGCCUCAUCCUCCAACUAGGUUUUGAACUAUCGAUAUACUCACCCGAAGAAAUGCCCGGGAUGUACUGGUACCUCGCGCAUCUCUCUUCAACGCACCUUUCCCACCUCGAUCGCAUACGUUCUUGUGUACAAGCUACAAAUAAGAGGACGGCGCCAACUCUAUCACGCACACAGUCGCAACAGAGGCCUAAUACCAAUACUAAUACUACCGCUGCGGAACAGCACCAGCGGGCCUUCCACAAAACCCUCUCCCUCCUCCACAGACUCACAACCGAACUCGUAGCCAUCGACGCCUUCGCCAUCGCUUUGCACGCCCUCUACGUCCUUUUAUCCCGCUACCAAUUACUCCAAUCAACAUACAUUGCCUCCUCAACUCCUUCCACACAGACACAUCCACAAAGGCAGCGCCCUUCCUACUCGUCCGACCACCUCCGCUACGAGCUGCGCAUGAAACCCUUCCUUACCAUCUCGCUGCCCGAACUUGUCCCCUUCGACACCUUCGAGCAAGAGUCUGGGCUAGUUGGGGUUAGCGACGCUGACGUGCUGGAGAGGGCGUCGAGGGCCAUUGCGGAGGCGAAGAGGGGUGUUGAGAGGUGCUUGAUGGCCGGCGCAUCUUUGGAAGUGGAGGGCAAUCAGGCGGGUAGUGCAGAUGGCGAUGGCCGUGACGUCCCCGACGAGGUCCCCGAUGAGAAAGAAAGGAAGCGCCAACCUGCCAAGACGGACGGGAAGGGCAAGAGUGCCAAACUAGAACCAGAACCAGACGCCGAACCCAGACCCCGGCUCUUGCAGGAUGACUGGACCAGUGAUAUGAAGGAUUCGCUGCGCGCGUGUAUUGGGGCCAGCAUCGCCAUUGGUACGGUGAAAAAGGCCAUUUCUGCAUCUGCGCCUGACGCUGCUAGCAAUCCUGACGGGGAUGAGAAUGAACGGCCGAAACUAAAUCUAUCCGUUGACAUCCCGCCCGUCGGCUCGAAGGGGCGCUGGCAUGAUUGGUGGGCUGUACCUCGGGUUACGGAGGUGUUGCCGCUACGAGGCAGCGGGUGA
Messenger RNA from Histoplasma mississippiense, 2520 nucleotides. RefSeq lists its product as hypothetical. The record is from RefSeq and is a predicted model, not a curated record. The coding region runs from base 1 to 2520 and encodes 839 amino acids. Lineage: Eukaryota; Fungi; Ascomycota; Eurotiomycetes; Onygenales; Ajellomycetaceae. The transcript is spliced from 8 exons. Gene Ontology annotation, cellular component: NatC complex. Gene Ontology annotation, biological process: N-terminal peptidyl-methionine acetylation.